Pieris rapae (cabbage white) is the source of this 5694-nucleotide messenger RNA. RefSeq names its product dual specificity mitogen-activated protein kinase kinase 7 (gene hep). Gene Ontology annotation, molecular function: ATP binding; protein kinase activity. The record is from RefSeq and is a predicted model, not a curated record. Bases 103 to 2112 code for a protein of 669 amino acids. The transcript is spliced from 16 exons. NCBI's taxonomy places the organism in Eukaryota, Metazoa, Arthropoda, Insecta, Lepidoptera, Pieridae. Gene Ontology annotation, biological process: protein phosphorylation.
AAUUUUUUUACUGCUUUACUUAGAGUUUUUUGUGUAAAUAAUUUGUUAAAUGUAUAAAAAAGGGUGUUUAGAUGUAAUUAAAGUGUUAUUUUUCAUUUUAUAAUGUCAAAUACUUCACUUGAAGGAAAACUUAAAGUAUUACAAGAACGCUUUGAAAAUGAAUUGCGUGUUCGAAGAGAGGAUGCAAUCCACAGCCAAGGUGGUCUUGGAGCUGCCAGAGCUGGCGGCACCCGGAGGCCUAGACCUCCACCCAUGUUCUCUACCAGAGACAUACCAGCAUUCCCACCAAGGUCACCUCAGGCCACUGACACUGAACACAGGAUGCGCGAGGUUUAUAAGGUGAGUGGUAAGCUAAAUGUUGAAGGAGUGGAAUACAGGUCCAGUAUAGAUGAACUACAACAACUAGGAGAAUUAGGUAGUGGCACUUGCGGACAUGUUGUCAAAAUGUUUCAUAAGUCUUCAGGAGCUGUUAUUGCAGUCAAGCAAAUGCGUCGCUCAGGGAACUCUGAAGAAACCAAAAGAAUUUUAAUGGACUUAGAUGUUGUAGUGAGAUCACAUGACUGCCCAUAUAUUGUGAGGUGCCUUGGUUGUUUUGUUACCGAUGCUGAUGUCUGGAUAUGUAUGGAGUUGAUGGCUUCUUGCUUUGAUAAAUUACUAAAGAAGCUUGGAGCACCAAUACCAGAAGCGAUUUUGGGAAAAGUUACUGUUGCUACUGUAAAUGCCUUAUCGUACCUGAAAGACACACACGGUGUGAUACAUCGCGAUGUUAAGCCAAGUAAUAUUCUGUUGGAUGAGCGUGGAAAUGUCAAGUUGUGUGACUUUGGUAUCAGUGGACGACUAGUUGACUCCAAGGCGAAGACACGCAGCGCGGGAUGUGCCGCGUAUAUGGCUCCAGAAAGAAUAGACCCACCGGACCCAACAAGACCAGACUACGAUAUUCGUGCUGAUGUCUGGUCUUUGGGCAUAUCGCUGGUGGAACUCGCUACUGGAGUGUUUCCUUACCGGGACUGCCAGAAUGACUUCGAAGUACUCACCAGGGUAAUAGCAGACGAUCCACCACAACUACCUGAAGGCAAUGAAUUUACACCAGAAUUCAAAUCAUUUGUAUCUCAGUGCCUAACAAAGAACUACAGACAGCGUCCGAAGUACGCGAAACUUCUGGAACACCCGUUCGUUGUGAAGUCGGCCAGAAGUUCCGUUUCAGUGGGAGAUUGGUACUCCACCUUGUUUAUUUGUGAGUCAAGUAAGGCUGGAUCCAGUUUAUCAGUGAAUAAUGGUGAUGGGCCUAUGACACCUCAACCUGUCAGGAAUUUUGUCACCAGCUCACAGCAUUGGAUGCCUGAACAAGUUACGCCCACGCCUGCAAGAGCGUGGUGGGCGAACAACGCCAGUCCCGGUGGAAGUAGUUCACAGCCAACUAGCCUAGAGGCUGAACUCUCAAACCACUCCCCUUACCCUAGGAGAAGAACAAUAGACGCAUGCGCAUCCCCCCCUCCUGCCCCCGUGAGGCGAGUGUCCACAGAUAACAGAUGGAGGGCGUCGCCAACGAGUUCUGGAAACACUAGUCCCAUAGUUCUGCAAAGGUUUUAUCAUCAGAGUCAACAGCGGCGUUCGAGAGUGGACUUGCACGCCACUCCCAGGCAUAGAAGUGUCAGUCGUGAGCACAGCGCUGGAAGGUCUCCAGAACCCCCGCCGAGGACCUCCCGACACGCAAGGCCACAUGUGAACGGCAGUAUGGAAUUAGAACCACCUCCCUUACACGAUAGAUUGCACCCACCAUCGCCUUUACUGCUUAACGAUAGGUUAUCAGAAGGAAGAAGUCAGAGCUUAACUCGGGCUGAGCUGCGCAACGGGUUCCGGGCAGAAAUAGCUGCACCUGCGCCUGCGCAUACGCACAAACAUCAUCACGAUGACCAAGGCUGGCUGCACUCGCUCGCCGGGCUGGUGAAGCGCCGGCUCAGCGGGUACGUCAAAUGGCAUCAUCUUGCAGCGAGGAGGGACAGGCCGCACGCGCACCACACGGCUGCCACGCGAUGGGGAACGAGUGAAAGUUGGUCGGUUCCUGCGUCGCCGUUACCGCCCCGUGCGCCGCCGCCGAGGCCAGCGGACUAACACACGGACAUAGUUGAACUGAAAAUGGAUAUGAAGCGAAGGAAUAUUGCGAAUGCUUGCUAGUUGAGUACAAAUGUUUAUAAAUGGGAAAUAUGGCUGUUAAACCUGACCCGUAAAUUCAAUUUUUUGUCUUUAUCGCUCUCGUGACGCUUUCCAAAUUAAUAAGAGACGGAAGAGUCAAAUGUUACACGCACAUGGCGGGUUUUAAUCGAUUUUUCUAUGAUAAAAGAAAUACUUUUGUGGGAAAAAAAUAUUUCAGCAGAGACGCUUCUUAAAUCCAUCUUUUUGAAGUUUACGACUUGACAGUGACAGAUGUCAUUUUGAAGUUUUAUGAUAUGUUAUAUAAAACCAUGCUUUUAUUUCCCAAGUAAGAUAUCAGUCGUAUAUAUUUAGGUCAAUGCGCAAUUAUUGUUAUAUACAUUAUUUUAUAUGAUGUUUUUCGUAUUUUGAGAAUUUGCAUUACAAUUAUUAAUUCAUAGAAAAUGCCAAAAAUAAACACGCGAUUAAUUAUCAGAAUUAUUAUAGUAUUUUUCGUGAUAGUAAAACGAGUGUCAAUAUGGUAUAGAGUACUUUCUAGUAAUUUCAGUAUAUUACAUAAUGUCCCAGCAAUAAUAUGCAAAGUCAAUAAAAUUAAUCCUCAAUAUUUUCACUUUUUUUUAAUGGCAAUAGUUAAUUUUUACUAAUAAAUAGUCUAAAUCACCAAACGAAUAAUGAAAUUUGGGAAUUAUAUUAGUGAACUGGGUUGAGCACGAAAGUAAUAUUUAUUAAGUGCCAUUGAGUUAUUAAAAUUAAUUUAAAUAGUCCUCUUAACACAUAUAAGAAAAUAAUAUAACAGCUAUUUUUUGUGCUGGUUUAAGAACGUUCAACCAGUCGUAAUAGCUACGUGUCGUUAUUCGAUUGGUAUGUUGCGAAAUCCGGGCAUAGAAUGUUAAUGUUUGGCUUUUGAUACGAGGAAAAUAUACGCUUUCACUGAAAAAGAUUGAAUAUUCGCGUAGAUUAAGUAACGAAUUGAGAAUUACUAGAAUUUUUUCUUUAAGCCUCAAAUAUCACAAAAAAAUUACUAAAUACUAAAGGCACGUUUAUAACUGCUUUCUUCUAUUCUUGUUUAAUCUUUCUAAGUUACAAUCGCCCUUUUAUGCCGUGGAUACUGUUACCAUGGUUACGAAGUUUUUUAAUAUGUAAAAUGGAUGAUAACUAGCCCAGUUUUUCAGUGUUUUCUUCAAAUAGUAGAGCGACUACUAUUCAACCUUUUGCUUACAAAAAAUGUUUUUUGCUGUAAAUGUGUACGAAAAAAUUAUCAAUUAUAUUAAUUAAUAAUUUAUUAUUACAAAAAGAAAAUGGUAACCAUGGUAACAAGCACGUUUAGUCCACUAUAUUUCGGAUUUCGUUUAUUUUCCUAAUUUCUAGUGAUUUUCAAUUUUUCAAUCUUUAAUAGCCGGCGACUGUUUUUCUGUAAUUUAUUUAGACUAAGAAUGUAUAUACUAGUAAACGCACUAUACGACAAGUGACAUAGAAUUUUGUAUCGCUACUAAUGAUGUGUAGAACGGCUGAACGGGUGUGAGUGAAUUUUUUGAGAUUGUACGGUAGACUAGAAUUCCUGAGAUUUAUUUCCGGGAGACGUCAACAGUACGCAGUCAAAUCGAUUGUUUAUACACGUUUGAAUAGAAACUGAGAUUAAUAUUUGCUUUUGGGAGCAUCAUCAUCAAUGGGUGUUGUGGAUUUUAGCCUUGUCAAGUAUAUUUCGCCAUCGCAACCCAUUUAGUGCUUGCGUCCAACUUUGAACCCCUAUUGCUUCGAGGUCAUUGAAAACUCCAUCCCACCAACGCAGCCUUGGUCUACAGGGUUUUCUAUUGCCACCAGGUUGUGAUUUCAGUUAGGACAUGUCCUAACCACUAGAACCUGUUUUUUCUUAUGAAUUGGAUGAUGUUGGUGUGGUUAAGGAUGUUCUUCAAUAUAGCGAAUACGCCAAACACAUCCAUCGCAAACCGAGGUAGAAACACUUCUAAGAAUCAAAUGUGGGAGGAAACUCGUUGCGAUGUAUUUAUUCAUUUAUUGUUACUUCACGCAGAGUUAAAAUGGGGACAUAAUUGGAAAAACUUUCAUACGGAUUUCCGUAAAAGACGUGUUACGUUUACUUAAGCAUGACUUUCGUGUGUCAAAAGUAGAUUUUGACAUACGAUAGUCAUACUCUGACUAUCGUAUGUCAAAAUCUGUCUUUGAUAUAAAUUUGAAAUAUAUACUGUAAGAAACGUAGAAAUAAUAGUAGAAUUUACUUUUUGCCACAGAAAUAUGUCUGAUAUUGGGAAUGAGGCAACAGCGGGAUUCCUAUGUAAAUAUCGUUUAUAGUUUAACUCGUGAACAUUUUAAAGCGAAUUUAGUUUCUUUGAAAUUAAUGUACAAAUGUAUUGUAUAUUGCGUUUGACCAAAUGUACAGUGUAGAAUAGUUUAGCUUUGCAAUAUCGAAUAUGGAUUUUUUUUUAUUUACGAAGUUUCUGGAAUGGAUUUUAUCUUCAGAUUAAGUUGUUGUAUCGGCCCUGUUUCACAGAUCAUUAGCGGAGACGAAGUCACUCAAUUAGCCCUCAUUACGUCAAUCUGAAGUUUAAACUUAAGUCAUUUUUUGUUGCAUUUUUGUGAGAUGUCGAAGUUAAAUAAAAAUCUUUUAUAUUUGAAUAAAUAUUAUUAUUUCGCGAUGUUAAGUAUUAGCUGUUUUACCUUUUUUUAUUUCUAUAUUAGAAAAUCAAUAUGCUCGUUAAAUUUCACACUGUGAACAUUAUUCUAGAUAACUCACAGAUUUAUAAAGUACAAAAAUAAAAGAUACCGUACGCCUAUUGGCUAGUAUAAUUUUUCAUACAUGUCAUUUUCCCGCGUUUAAAACUCACUAAUGAUUCGGAAUAUGUGAAACAGAGGCACGAUCUAAUAAUACUAUAGAAAUGUUCGAAUCAAAGUAGAAAAUUCAACCUUAAGUUUUAUAUGUUUCGUCAAUGAUAGACACCAAAGCAUAGACCCUUAUGGCGGCUGUACACACUCGCAUGACACAUUCGUAUCAUUAUUACUAUUUAGCGAAUAAAAAGCCAAUGUUAUAAGCCUAUAAAAAAUGCAAUACGUUAAAAAAAUGACACGACUCUGAGAUGGUUUUAUUUCAGUACGUCCUGUACGUCAAACACAUAAUGAAUUUUGACAUACGGGAGUACAAACAUUUCCCGGUAAAGAGUCGCGAUGAGGGGACUCAGUCAAGAUGCCUUAACAGUAGUGUAUGUAGAAAUUCGAAAACUAAAUUUGUAUGAAAAUGACAGUUUGUGUAGACAAUUUUUUUUUGCAUCUUGUCUAAGCACCUAGUACAGUCGCCAAUAGAAUAGCAUUUUUCUAUAGUAUUAUUAUGUGUAGGUAAUAUUAAGACCAUAGCAAUGUAUGUAACUGCUGCAAUAAUUAAUAUUAAACGGUUUUGGUAUGAAUAUAUCUUAACUUCAGCGUCUAGUCUUGUGUCGCAAUGUGCAGUUACAGAAUUUAUUGCUUUAAUUUAUAUUGUUUAUUUUGUAUAUUUUAUGUAAUUAAUGUGUAUUGAAAUAAAUGCGAAUUUAAUUA